Messenger RNA from Amoebophrya sp. A25, 4540 nucleotides. NCBI's taxonomy places the organism in Eukaryota, Dinophyceae, Syndiniales, Amoebophryaceae. The record is from the annotation of a GenBank genome assembly.
AUGGCAUGCUACUUCACGAGUUUCCUAAUCACUUUAAGGCCGCUUGAAGAUGAGGACGAGAUCCAUCCUGUUUGAUUGUUCAUGACAUGAUCUAUCAUCUCACUCAGCCUCGUUUUUCCUCGUUUAUUUUCAAGGAAAAACUGUACGUCUACGAGCAGUCCUCGUGAGAUGGAUCAUGUUCAGCAUGUUCACCAUUAAGUCAGAUGGAUCUCUCUUGCUGCGGGAAUUUCUAAGGACUUCGCAAGUGAAACAAGCGGUUCGAGAUGGUCUUUAUUUCGAGUACACAUCGAAAAAGAACCCAUCGUGGUCGCAGAAUGACUAUUUCAAAGCCACGUUUUACUCGUUUUUCACUAUCGUUCAGAUGACGUUCUUCGACCACUGGCUGACGGGAAUCAUCAGGCCAAUGGGAGAGAUUCAGAACACCCUGGCGUUUUUACUGAUGGGCGUGAUCUUGGUGAUUCAGUUCGGGUACUGCUCUUACUGCUUCUUACUUGAGCUCGUCUUGUUAACAAUAAUUCUGUCUGAACUUCUUGAACUUGGUUCUUGAAGACUAAAGUCGUGUACUGACAGUUCACUCAUACCUUAUAAAGUGACUUCUUCAAGUGCACACACUACCUCGUUUACCCACAACAUUCUCUUCCACCAACCCAAACACCCACAGGUUAGUGAACAACAUUUCUGGUCUUUUCGUCGCUUACGUUAUCAAAAACGGAGAGCAGCAGCGCGACCAAAAUCGCUUCGUCAAAGAAGCCAGACGCAAAGCCCAGCUGCAACUCAGUGCCUUCUUAAUUAAGGCUCCUCCCAAAAUCCAUCUUGUUCAAGAGCAUACAACUGCCUGGAGCCGUUUUCAAGGGGGACAGUAGGGUUUUCAAGAGCAUGCUGGAGCCGUUUUCAAGGGGGACAGUAGUGUUUUCAAGAGCAUACUGGAGCCGUUUUCGUUGUUCCAGGAUGCACUUUAGGAUCAUGUACUUCUUAGGUCUAACUUAAACUUAGGGAAGGAUAUUAAUGAUAAGGUCUAACUUUAGGUCUACUAACUUAGGGAACAAGGAUAUUAAUGAUAAGGUCUAACUUAAGAAUGCGAGAACUUCUAGACGAACACGCUCAGCCCUGUCCCUACGUGAGGCGUCGUCAAAUGCGUCGUUUCAGAUUUCGAAAGUCCACUGCGCCAGACUUCAACAUAGAGGCUAGAGGCGCGCAUGGUUCUGCGAUGCUCUUCACCAAAGAUUAAGGCGUCAUUGAUCUCCGAUGAAUUCGUCUCCUCUAUACUAGGUGGCAUGAUUAUCCUUCAACAACAGUAUGCAGCCUCCCAAUAGUACUUACAUGGGAGAGUUUGAGAUUUACUGGCGCAUAAGUAGAUACUUCGCGGGAUUUCCAGAGAGAGAUAUAAUUUCCAAAGAAAGGGAUUAUAUGAAUUAUAUGAAAGACAAAAGUGCACUCACAGCACUCAAAAAAAGUGGCUACUUAAAUCCUAGCCAAUUUCUUGAGUGAGAGUGCACUUUUUCGUUUCAUAAAUUUGGGAUAUGAAGAAUUAGUCUAAAAAUAGGACCUAGAGGACGUGAUGCGGCCUCCAGAACCGCCACUGUUGCUAGAUGCAUUAGGGAAGCCGCUGCCGGAUAAUUUGCAACCAAAGGAUCCCGAGUACCUUGAACAUUACUUCUGUGUUGAAGAUAGUAGAAUAUUACAACUUAUUUAGCGACAGGAAAAAGUACUACAACUGCUUCUAGUACUUCUUUCUUCACCACCUAUUAAUAGUAGGCAACCACCACAUGUAGUACAACUGCUUCUAGUACUACUUUCCGCACCUCCUACAGAAAUUGAAAUAAUAGUAGUACAUGUACACGACAACGACUCGUCUCUCCACCAAAUCCAAAAACAGAAUGACCUGGAAGGAGUGCCAAAGAGCUUUGGGAAUACGAGCUGACGAGGUGUUGGAGGCCUAUGAUAUCAUUCACCAAGCGGACAUCGACACCCAUGGUUUCGGAGUAACAACGGAUGCAUUCUUAGGAGCCCUUUUGGUUUUCGCCGGAGACCUGAAAGCGCGUGAUGUGCACACUUUGUGUUGCACUGCGAGAGCAUGUAAGUCGUUGUUGGAGUUUUUUGUUGGAGUUUCAGUUUGAGUUUUCUAUUCAGAGUUGGUUCAUUUUGAAAAGAAACUAUUCUUACUGCAGUGAGUUCUGGGAUGAAGAUCAUAAGCAUGAACAUCAUCUACAGUUCUAGGAUCAUAACAUGAAGACGUCUGAUAAAAAACAAGUACUAGGACAGUAAGAAUUUUUCACCCACAAAUAAAUCAUGUGAUCAUGAACCUCACCAACUCUUCAGGCAUCGGCAAACUCGACAAACUGGGAGAAUCUUUCAAGGAAGCGAACUCUGGUUGUUCCCUAAUCGAGAUCACGACUGAACGGGUUCACCAGCUUCUGUUCGAUAUGUAUGAGUGUCGUGGAGCGCCUGCACCCGGGGCCAAAGGAACUGCGCCAGUGCGAUAUCGCAACUAUCCGAAACCUCUACCGGACAUAGUGGAAGAUCCAAGAGCGAUUUCCAGUGGUGUACGUGUUCUGGAUGCAGAGAUUGCGAUGAAAAUUAUGUCUUUGAAGAUCUUGAUUCUUGUGGAUUUCGAAUUGUCCUUCACUGAAUAAAGCGGAUAAUGAAGAUGCUUAAUGUUGAAGACCAUUUUUUGAGGUGCAUUGAUGAUGAAAGCGGAGCAAAAUUGCGUAGUACUCAAAAUCAGGCGUGGUGGUAUCAAACAUGAAAGAAUCUUUCCUCAACCUCGGUCUUCCUUGUGGUCCAUCAAGGACCCGAAGAACACUAGAAGAACACUAGAAGAUCUAGAACACUAGAAGAUCUAGAGAGAACAACAAAUAACUUUCUCAUCUCCCCUUCUCUCCAACCGGCCCCCUCUAACCCUUAAAGAAAAGAGGAGGCGAUGCUGGCAGAGGAGGCGGAGAAGCUAGGAAAAUCCACAUGGCACUUCGGGAUGCCAAAAGGCCACGACUACGAUGCCUACUAUCCGGAGAGAUUCAAAGGAAGACAAGAAGACGACUCCAGUAGCUCUGAUGAAGAGUGAAGUGGAAGACCUUUCUCCUCUUCUUGAACAAAAAAACAUAGACUACGACGUACAGCUUCCUCCUUUAUAUAUAUGAUAAUAGACUUACUUAGAAGGACUAGAUGUUGUAGAACUAGAUAGACUAGAAGCAAAACAAGAAAGAAAUCGAAUUGAAAAAUCAUAGUGUACAGGGAUCAUGAACAUGUUGAAAUAAUAAAAACUUACCUACCUACAAGUUACUUAGUACGGCCUACAUUCUUGUUACAUCAUUAUUUCCAUACUCAUACAAUGCAUUGUUCUGCAAACAACAAGAUAAUACAGCAUGGUUUAAUCCAACAAACAGCAAAAGUAUGCACGAUCAUUCGCUCUGCAAGAGCAAGCAAUUAGUCAGUAUCACAUCCAGGUCCAGUACCAAAUGAAACUAACAUCUAAUGUCAUCUAGUCUAACAUUCAUUGCUCUACGGGAGCAGCACUUUCUCGGCUUUAUAAUUCUUGAACAACUCCCCACAGAUUGCAGGAAUAUGCAUAUAGUCUAAAAAUCUAGUAGACGACGUUGAGAAUCACAGCAGACAUAUACAUAGGGACACUGACACUCAUGCACCCAUCACGAGGAUUUUAAUUCAAAUCAGCAGGAACUACACAUGAUAUAAUACGAAACGUAAACAGGAUAAGCCGUAAACGCAGAACUCGAUAUAGUUUCUCUCACGCAUCAUUCCCAUAUUAAUUCUAAGAAAAAAGAAAAACGUAAAAUCCUCUGUAUUCUUGCACAGCUUACAUCGCACGCUCCUUAAUGAACUGGUAGUUAUAUUCGUGAUCUUGCAAGAGCAAGACCUAGACCAAGACGAGCAAGACAAACGGAAAUAGAAACUCCCUCCCCCUGCAUGCAACAGCGAGUGAGACAGAAAAUUGAAAAUAAGAACAACUCACUUUGAGUAAACCAGUAUGUAAGAAAAAGAAUGUCGAGUAGUACUCCUCGAAUGAUAAUUCAGUGAUGCAGUCCUCGAUCUAGAACUUGGUACCAAGAAGUAUGCAGUUUUAUACGGACGACAACAAGACAGGUAAGGUACAAAAACCCUACAUCCGGUAACAAAAGAAAGCUACAAUGUACAUUUCUAGGACGAUGAACACCUACAAGGUAGACGGGCAUGGCAAGAAUGCGCACAUCGGUGUGCUCAGAUGUGAAGUUGUUUGGGCGGUCAUCACCACCAGAAGAAAGUUUGCCUUCUGCCUCACAUUACUUACACUCAGGAGACCUGGCUCUGAGAAACAAAAAGUACCCAAAAACGACUAGCUAGCGCAAUCACCAGCCCUAUUAAUCCAGGUCGUUGUCGAAGUAAUGAUGAAAAUGGAGAAAGUUUCAUGACUUGUGUUUCUAGAACGUUUCGUCGGCGGAAAAACUUCAGUAGAGUCUACUAAUGGCGAACAAUGGCGACAACGCGACGCAUCUACGCGCCCGCUGGAGUCAGGCCACUGCCUUCCACUUUGCUCGCGCUGUCCAAC